AAGGGAAUAGCUGAGAGGAAUUUUGGGGGAUCUCCAUCAUUUGCAUAAAAAGAGGGAAGUGAAAACUAACUGAAGAGUCAAGGUGGUAAAUAGAGAACAUGAGGGAGGAAGACCAGAGGUAGUGAAAUGACUGAAACUUGUCUCACCAUGCAUCUUCGGACAAGCUGAAAAGUGUCAUUCCAGGUCCUUUCAGCAAACUUCAAGUGCAGGAAUUAUCGUCCAGCUCCUUUAUUGCAGCUGCAGUCCACACUGGUCUUUACCCUCAUCAUUUCACAAUCCUUCCCUCCACCUUGAACUUUCCCCCUUUUGCACUCGGAUCACUCGGUACACAGAGCCAUGGCAGCUGCUAAGCCAAAGGGGCAGAACUCUCUAGCCCUCCACAAAGUGAUUAUGGUGGGCAGUGGAGGAGUGGGGAAAUCGGCCCUCACUCUCCAGUUCAUGUACGACGAGUUUGUUGAAGACUAUGAGCCAACCAAAGCGGACAGCUACAGGAAGAAAGUGGUGCUGGACGGAGAGGAGGUACAGAUUGACAUCCUCGACACAGCUGGACAGGAGGACUAUGCAGCCAUUCGGGAUAACUACUUCCGCAGCGGCGAGGGUUUCCUCUGUGUAUUUUCCAUCACAGAACUGGAAUCAUUUGCAGCAACAGUAGACUUCAGAGAGCAGAUUCUGCGAGUGAAAGAGGAUGAGAACGUGCCCUUUCUCUUGGUCGGUAACAAGUCAGACUUGGACGAUCGACGGCAGGUCAGCGCAGACGAGGCAAAGGCACGUGCCGAGCAGUGGGGCGUGUGCUACGUGGAGACUUCUGCCAAAACCCGUGCCAAUGUUGACAAGGUGUUCUUUGACCUGAUGAGAGAGAUCCGGGCAAGGAAAAUGGAGGACAGCAAAGAGAAGAACGGGAAGAAGAAAAGUAAAAGUUUGGCCAAGAGAAUUCGAGAGAGAUGCUGUAUUUUAUAGUGGUUAAAGAGAGCAGGAUAGCUGCUUAUGUACAUAUACAUUUCUCAGACUUUUGCAUUUAUUUUGUGCCCAUACCUGACCAUGUCUUUCUGUUCCUGGCUAACAGGACAUCUGACUGUGUGUCAGGGAGUAGUAAGGUGGCACUCCAUACACCAUUUAUAGCUCUAACUUUUUAUGUGCUGACACUCCAAAUAACUUAUGUACUCUCUCUCUCUCUCUUACUCUGACCACAUUACAGAGUGUAAUAAAUGGAUGGUGUUUUAAUUUAGGCCUAAGCUUGACAAGAGGCUAAGCCCUGAAAUGUUACAAAACCUUUCAUUGUAAAGUUUGAUGUGUAUAAUAUAUUCAGACAACUGUGCAGUGCAAGUUUAAAAGAGAAGAUGAAAUGAAGGUGUCAGAGCCGAGGUUUAAAUGGGGAAAAUAGAACUGGAGCUCAAUACUGGAAAGCCCCACUUCAUAUAAUUAGUCCACCGUCUUUGGUAGGAAAUGUAACAGACUCAGCAGUGUAGUGUCAACCCAGAAUUCAUCAAGUGCCACCAAGGAAAAGUACAUUGCACUGGUGAAUCUCGGAAGCAUUUUAAUUGAGAGAUCAUUGCGUUAACGUAAGCCACAGCUGAAAUUUGAUGCCAUUCCUAUUUGUCGUUCUACACCUCAACUUUACUAUGUGGUAUGGUUAUUGGUAGUUAAUUUUUAUCUGUAAAAGUUGAACUUUUUUUUUUUUUCUCUUCCUCUCCUCUUAUAUCAGCCAGUGUAAGAUAAGCGCAUGAACGUUUCCAUUUUCUUUCCCGCUUCCAGUCACUUUGUUGAGUCUUCUCAAAUGCACAAAACAACAUUGAUCCAUUACCCUUAAACCUGUGAGGGAUUUUACAGCACUUGAACUUUUUUCAAUUCUAACAUUUCAGAAGUUUUACCUCACUUGGCUAAUGACUUUCAUUGCCUUUUUUUGUUUUGCGAUGACGGAAUCCCUGGUGCUCUGAUAAAAGGCGAUUCCAUAACACUACAUCCUUUACAUGCUGUCUAACACACAUAAAAUAAAUUGCUUCCAGACAUGUAAAGAUUUAUUUUGCCAGUUUUACUCUUCCUGGCUCAGACUUUUAAUUCCCCUCUUUUUUUAUUUAAAAUGUAUUUGUUAAAAUUAGGACUAAAGUGGGAAUAAAUUAUGGAUAGAUUAAUUUUACCGUAAUUGAAUGCAGGCUUGAUAGUAAAGUGGUACCUGUCCAAAAAAAAGUUGCUCUCAGUCACCAAAGAAAUAUGCUAGCUAGUACAAACAAGUGCCCACUUUUUAAUUGAAGUGAAUGACAACUUGUUAUGGUGAGCAUCAGUAGUAAACACUGCAGUGUGUCAAGUGGAAAUGAAAGGAUCUCAUUCUAAAUGGCCUGGGAAAGAAAUGGCUUUAGUAAUUCAUGUACAGUGCAUCACUGUUGCCUCUCUGUCCAUUGUGAAUGUGAAUAAUCCCCACACGCUUGUCCUGUUUGCCUGUAAUCUUCAGCUGCCAAUGAUGUGCAGAGUUUAGAGGUCACUGACAUUCUACUUUGUUUACCUUUUGUUAAAUUUUGUGCAAACCCACCCUUUGUUUUAACACUGUAGUGACAGCUUAAUGAAACACCUGAUAUGUUCCUUUAGUCUCCCUCAUGUAGUUGAAUAGUUUUACAAGCAAAUUAAUUGGCAGUAAGAGACUUCAGUACACGAUUAACAGCUAAAUUGCAUAGACCAGAACACACCAUAAAAUCUGCCCUUUAAUCCCCUUGAUGACUGAGCCACUCUCUUUUUCUGACACAAAACUUGUAACUUAUUUAAAAUAACUUAUUUUAUUUUUUCAAUACCUUAUUAAACCAUCCAGAAAAUGUUGGCACGUUUUACUCUGAUCCAAUUCUGAUCAUUAUUGUAAGAGUAAAUGUGUUUGUGUGUGCGUUGCCAACAGCAACAGCCCACCAUUUACAUUAAAGGAGCUCCGUAAGCCAGUAGGAUGCCUAACACUGGAGUCUAUGCAAAAAUGAUUGUUGUAAUUGCAAAGAGGAUGAGAAACUUGGAAACAGUUCAAAACAUUGUCAGCAUCCUCAAACUACUUUUAAUAAGACGUAAGUGCAGUGCAAGCACUUGAACUUGAAUGCUGUGAAGAGAUCUGGCCACAGCUUAGAAAAUCUAACAUCAUCUAAAAUGUGAAGUGUUAAUACUGUUUCAUUGAUUUCCUGAGUUAAUAGAUAAACACUAAAGAAUUUGUGGCUUUGAUUACAGGCUUUGUAUAUUUCCAGUGUGUUAAUUUUACAGCAAGACAGUAAUGCAAAAGAAUGUCAGUGGGUUUUCAUAUUUACUGAAAAGCACACAGUAGAGAGAGUUUUACGGUUUAAAAAUGGGAGGAUGAGACUGGAUGUGACUCAAACCCAAAAUAUUAGGAACCCAUGGCAUCAGAAUGUUUGGGAAGUAGUUUGGUUUAAUAUACUCUAAGGGCUAACCUCCAGUACACCAUACCAUGAUUGAAACACCCCUGAAAGUUAAAAUGACAGGCACAAAAACUGACAUGCAGUCUGUUAUGGCAUACCUUCCUUAGCUUCAUGGACAUAACAUUAAUUAAUGUCUUCAUUGUUGAGGAUUGCAGAAGCCACUAAAGCCACUUAAAGUGACCACCAUAAUGCUUGCUUACUCAAACAUUGGCUUAACACAGUCUCAUUCUUGUUUCAGUGCUUUUUCCAGAAGCAAAACAUAAUCCAUAAUCAUUCUUUUUCUUUGUCUUCAUGGAUAGUUUAAUGGACUUGAUGGCCCAAAUAUUUUCAGCUGGAUACUAAAACAGAUGUUUGUGUGGAAGCUAUGAGAAAAUUGUCCUACUGGGUAUUCAAAUAACUUGUUUUGCCUUUUAUAUAAAUACCCUUGGAAUAAUUAAAAAAAAAAGAAAAUAGAUAUCUAUGUCUUUGAUUGGAUGGUUGUAUGUAUGCCAUCAGUUAAAUGUUUCCUUCAUGUUUACUUAUUUUAAACAUAACCACUAAUGUAGCCUAUCUGUUUGUGAAUGCAAGAGGUGACGCUUACAUUUCAAUUCAUUUUUUUGUGAGUUAUUUGGAAAUGGCAAAUAAAGUGGAUAUUACUAAUAACA
This is a messenger RNA of Lates calcarifer (barramundi perch), 4042 nucleotides long. It is a transcript of the gene ralaa, whose product is annotated as v-ral simian leukemia viral oncogene homolog Aa (ras related). The record is from RefSeq and is a predicted model, not a curated record. Bases 337 to 957 code for a protein of 206 amino acids. Gene Ontology annotation, molecular function: GTP binding; GTPase activity; GDP binding. Lineage: Eukaryota; Metazoa; Chordata; Actinopteri; Centropomidae. Gene Ontology annotation, cellular component: plasma membrane. Gene Ontology annotation, biological process: Ras protein signal transduction; regulation of exocytosis. The transcript is spliced from 5 exons.